Pistacia vera is the source of this 3315-nucleotide messenger RNA. RefSeq lists its product as uncharacterized. Bases 359 to 2983 code for a protein of 874 amino acids. The record is from RefSeq and is a predicted model, not a curated record. Lineage: Eukaryota; Viridiplantae; Streptophyta; Magnoliopsida; Sapindales; Anacardiaceae. Gene Ontology annotation, cellular component: chromatin; nucleus. The transcript is spliced from 14 exons. Gene Ontology annotation, biological process: DNA repair; mitotic sister chromatid cohesion.
UGUGAAGCAAGAAAAUAGAGCGCCAAAGGAAGUGACUAAAGUUUCACCUAGUAGCGGAUGUGAAAGCAACUUAUAACAAGCCAAAGUGAAUGAAUAAAGUUGUCAGAAUCCGAAACUGGGCUCUGUGCUUCCUGCAUGCUCAACACUUAGCCUGCCUUUUGCUUGUUUGUUUUUGUUUUUGUUUUUUUGUGUAGUGAGUGAGAAAAUUUUAGGCAAGUGAUUUUGUUUAACAGUUGAAAAUGUGUUAUUUCCCUUGUGGGGUUUCACUCAAUAAUCAAAAUUUUCAAUUUGGGAAGUGUUAAGUGUGUGUCAGCGUUUUGAAGCUUGUGCUUUUAGGGUUUCUUUUGUGGGUGUGAAAAUGGGUUCUCCAAGGAGAGAUGUUGACCUUGAGGAACAGCUUAGGAGGUUGGGAAUGCGCUUUUGUCCACCAUCUGCCAUUGAUGAACUUACCGCUCUUCUUGAUAAAGCUGAGCACUUGCUUGCAAAUGUGGAACAAGCGCCUCCAGGAUCAAUGCAAGAUGCACUUCUACCAUCAAUGAAGGCAUUAAUUGCUGAUGAGCUAUUGAGGCACUCAGACACGGAUGUGAGGCUGUCAGUUGCAUCUUGCAUUAGUGAAAUCACCCGAAUAACAGCACCAGAGGCUCCCUAUGAUGACGACAUUAUGAAGGAAGUUUUUCAUCUGUCUGUUGCAGCUUUCGAGAAAUUGUCCCAUGUCUCUGGUCGUUGUUAUACAAAGGCAGUUUCCGUUCUUGACACUGUUGCAAAGGUCAGGUCAUGCUUGGUGAUGUUGGACCUUGAGUGUGAUACAUUGAUUAUUGAGAUGUUUCAACAUUUCCUAAAAUUCAUAAGGUCCAACCAUCCACAUGCUGUAUUUUCGUCCAUGGAAACAAUUAUGACCCUGGUCAUAGAUGAAAGUGAAGAUAUUUCCUGGGAUCUUCUCAGUGUUCUUUUAUCUAGUGUCCGAAAGGAGAAUCAAGAUGUUUCUCCUAUUUCUUGGAAGCUAGGAGAGAAGGUUAUUACUAACUGUGCUGCUAAGCUUAAAUCAAGUUUUAUGGAUGCACUGCAGUCUAGAGGCAUUGCUUUGGAUCAGUAUGCUGAGAUAGUUUCCUAUAUAUGCAAAAAUGAAUAUGAAACCCUCCAGGGUCUUGAUUGUUCUGGGAAAUAUUUGGCGACUAACAAAUUAGAUCCUGUUUCUCCUGGAGAAGUUUGCCAUGAUGUGGAUGAUAUUUCCAAGUCGAUGAAGUGUAAUGGAACUUCCCCAACUAGGGAUGAUAAAUACAUAGAUAAUAGGUCCUCAAAGGUAUUUGAGCAGUGUACUCAUGCUGACCAUUCCAGAAACAUUGAUGUGAGAGGCAGUGCCAAACCCGAUAAUGUAGUCUCUGUGAGGAAUGUCAAGUCAGAUACUGAGCCAGCGAGUGCUCCGAAGAAAAGGGGUAGAAAACCUAAUUCCUUAAUGAAUCCGGAGGAAGGCUAUGACCACUCUUGGAUUUGUACUGGAAGAAAAAAUUCCAAAGUACCUGGUCGCGAAAAGUCUCAUGAUAAGGAAUUUGAUUGUUCACCCUCUGUAGAUCCUGAUUUCAAGAAGAGAGCUUUACUGUCAACAGAAAAGAAUGUGGGUGAACCUGCUUCUUCCCCAACCCCAAAAAGCCACCUUAAUGAGGAAAGUCAUCCUAGAAGGGGUCGGCCAAAGAAAAAACAGAGCAUGAAGGAUCAAGAUGGUGAUCUCAAUUCCCUGUCAGUGAGAUUGACCAAAUCUACAAAUUCCAUUUUGAAAAAGGAGCCUGAAAACAGACAUGAGAAAGAAGUAAAACGACAUAAGCGCUCAUUAGAAGGUGAACUUGCUGCAAAGGCUAGUGAAGAGACUGCUGCAGCUUCUGGAUGUGGAGUUUUGGAGAAGGAAGCUGAUAUCCCAAAUGAUCUUGAGGAAAAACCACAAAAGCUGUCAGCUACAAAGGCAAGGGGAGAGGGUGUCAAUGAGGACAAACCAUCAGUCAAGACAGAUGUCAAGAAAGGGAGUUUGGUUGCCGCUACUUCAGCUAAAGGUAUUACUGAUGCAUCUGGUACUAAGAAGGGGAAGAUUUCUAAGGCUGCACGUAAAUCAUCAAAUAGAAAUGGAAAUAACUCAGUGGAAACUCCUAACACAGAAGUCAAGAGGAAACAUACUGCCGGGAAGGAAGUGAAGAAGAAUACUGCAUCUAAAUCGUCAAAUAGAGAUAGAAAUUACUCAGAGGAAACCCCUAAAACCAAAAUCAAGAGGAAGCAUACUGCUGGGGAGGAAGUGGCUUUUGAAACGCAUGAGCUCGGUGAGCAAUUGGUUGGUAAGAGAAUAAAAGUUUGGUGGCCGAUGGACAAGACGUUUUAUGAAGGCGUUAUUGACUCUUACGACCGCAUCAAAAAGAAGCACAGGAUAUUGUAUGUUGAUGGGGAUGUAGAGAGAUUGAAUCUCGAAAAACAACGUUUUAAACUGAUUGAAGAUGUCGAUUUGUCAAAAGGGGGACAAGAGACUGAUGUGCUAAAACCUGAUGCUUCAUCCGCUAUAUUGCAGAAGGAAAAGGACGAAACAAAGUUUCAGCUGGUCAAAGAAGUGAAGGCCUCAUCCUUGAAAAGUGAACAUGCCAUUGCAUCCAAAGCUAAGGCUAGAAAAUCAGCUGGUGCUUCUGCCGGUGGUGCUAAACUUGACAAACCUAUUAUCGGUGAUGAACCAAUAAUCGAUGCAUCUGAGAAAGAUAGCAGUUCAAAAGGGGAUGAUCACAAUUCCAUUAACAAAUUAAUAGUAAGAGACAGGAAACUGAUAUUGACCGUAACCAGACGACAACAGACUUAUACUAGCCCUUCCAAGGGCGGGGGGGAAUCUCCUGGCAUGUGCAGAUCUGGAGAUGACUUCAACAACAACAAAGAAGCAAAGAAUGUAGAAUUUUCAACCAAUAUGGAGGCAAAUGAAAUUGGAGAUAUAGACCAAGUGAUAGAGGGAGGAGGGGCUUGAAAACUUACAGGUUUGGGGUCUGUAUAGUGUGGGAAGUGUUAGUUUUAUAUAUAGUGUCGUGUUUUUGAGGUGAAUAUCAGCUCUUUUUUGCCUUCUUAUUUUGCCAGAGAGCUGUAAAGGCAUCUUCUUCUAACUGUUGUGUAAUAGGGGGUCAAAACUAAAGUUGCAGAGCUUUGAGACUGCAAUGUAAUUGGUUAUCCUUAUAAUUAUGUAAAGCGGUCUCUGCUAUGUUAAUGAUACCGGAGGUUCCCCAAUCAAACACUUACCUGUUAUAAAAAUUUGAGUUAAUAUUUUGACACCGUGUUACCAUAUUUUAGUAGUACAUAAUAAUA